Molecule: messenger RNA, 907 nt
Organism: Cetraspora pellucida
Lineage: Eukaryota; Fungi; Glomeromycota; Glomeromycetes; Diversisporales; Gigasporaceae
Source: the annotation of a GenBank genome assembly
UAAAAUUGCUGAUAGGCAUAAAUACCUAUUUGAUAUAGUCAACAAUGAAGAUAAUUCUGUGGAUGUUGACAAAUUUGACUAUCUUAAUCGAGAUUGUUACAAUUUGGGCAUGAAAUCUUUAUUUGACUCUUCACGAUUGAUGCAGUUCUCUUGCGUUAUAGGUGAUAGUAUCGCUUAUAAUCAUAAGGAAUGCUUUAACAUCUAUGAAAUGUUCCACACGCGUUACUCAAUGCACAAGAAAGUAUAUAACCAUCGCGUUAGCAGAGCAAUUAAUUAUAUGAUAGCAGAUGCACUUGUGGAAGCAGAUCCAUACUUUAAAAUUAAAGAUGCAAUUGAUGAUCCUAAAAAAUAUAUCAAACUGAAUGAUUCUAUUUUGAGUACGAUCGAACAUUCUGAUUGUGAGGAUUUAAAAGCUUCAAGAAAUAUUAUCAAACGAAUUAGACGAAGAGAUUUAUACAAAUUUGUAUCUGAAUGUUCCAUCCCAAAACGAGUUAAAAAGAUAGUUACAAAGGAAAAAUUAGACGAACAUUUUCGUAAAGAUAAUUCCUUAAGUGCUGAGAUAAUUGAUGACUUAAUUACCGAACGGCUAGGAUUAAAUUAUGGAAAAGGUAAUAAUAAUCCUGUAGAAAAUGUCAUAUUCUAUGACAAGAAAGAACGCACUGCUGAACCAUCCCCGAUCCCACGUGAAGAAUUAAGUUAUCUUGUUCCAGAAGAAUUUGAAGACGUAGUACUGAGUGUUUUUGUGCGCGCAAAUGAUGAGGUAGUAAUGUCACAUGUCCUUUCAAUGUCAUCACGAAUAUCUAUUAAUUAUAAAACUUUAUGCAUUGUAAAGACAAACAUUGAGAAAAUUCAAGAAAGUUUUAAUGAGUUUUGUAAGAUUUAUGAUAUUAAACCAAACCGGGGAUAA